AUGAGCGAUGCGGAGGAAAAGCAUGGUGAUGCAGGCGCCACUUCUCUUGAACAACGUCCUCCGUUGGACGACAGCAAUGCGACCAUGAAACGUGUCCAGAUCAAGCAGGCUUGUCAGAAAGCGGAUCUGCAGUACCUGGGGCGACUAGCAGAUUCCGAGGGCGGUCUACUCGAUGAUGGUCUGCGCCAACUAGCCUGGCCGGUUUUGCUCCAAUGCUCAGGAUCAUCAGAUGGUACGAAUACGGACUGGAAGCAGCUACCGGCACACCGCGAUGAGGAGCAGGUCGAGAAAGACGUGAACCGGGCGUUCGUCUACUAUCCCAGCAACGAAUCGCCAAAAGUCAUUGACGCACGCAAGCGCGUAUUGUCCGAUCUCAUUGUACGAGUGCUACGGACCCAUCCAAUGCUUUGCUACUUCCAAGGUUUUCAUGACAUCGUUCAGGUCGUCCUGCUUGUCCUUGGCGCAGAGGCGGCAUACUCGGCAAUCGAAUCGAUCUCGUUGUUCCGCAUUCGGGACUACAUGUUACCAACCAUGGAUCCGGUCAAGAAGCAUCUGGCUCUGUUGCCUUGCAUCUUGUACGCAGCCGAUCUGGAACUUGCCAAACACCUGACACUGCCGAAUCCCCUUUACGCCCUCCCGGCGGCACUUACUCUGUACGCUCAUCAGAUCGAGCAGUACAGUGACAUUGCUAGACUGUUCGAUUUCAUACUAGCUCACGAACCAGUCAUGAGCAUCUACUUGUUUGCUGCCAUUAUCAUGUCACGGCGUGCUGAGCUGCUGGAAUUUGCACCCGAAGAGGAUGAAAUAUUGUUUGCUGUGCUUCAGAAACUUCCGCAGCCACUCAAUCUGGAGCCACUUAUUGCUCGAGCACUGGAGGUAUUUCAGCAAUUCCCACCAGACCGAUUACCGGGAAGGGGUUGGCGAGGCAUAUCCUCCUCCAGCGUUCUCAAGUCGACACAUCCUGGACAGCCACUCAGCGUGGCAGAUGCAGAGAAAUGUUUUCGAAAACAAGCAGCAGAAGUCCAGUGGGAGAAAAGAAUGCAGAAGGCAAUGCAGACAGCUCUGCGUAACCGCUUACCCAUUACUGCUGGUGCAGUCGCACUGGGGCUGGGCGUUUUGUCCUUCUACCUGAGGCGGUCAGGACAUGACCAGCAUCUCGUUUCAUUUGCGCAAUACCUGCUUGGAAUGGUGCGGCGUUAA
Cyphellophora attinorum is the source of this 1200-nucleotide messenger RNA. RefSeq names its product GTPase-activating protein gyp10. Lineage: Eukaryota; Fungi; Ascomycota; Eurotiomycetes; Chaetothyriales; Cyphellophoraceae. The transcript has 3 exons. Gene Ontology annotation, molecular function: GTPase activator activity. Gene Ontology annotation, biological process: positive regulation of GTPase activity; endoplasmic reticulum to Golgi vesicle-mediated transport. Gene Ontology annotation, cellular component: endoplasmic reticulum membrane. The record is from RefSeq and is a predicted model, not a curated record. The coding region runs from base 1 to 1200 and encodes 399 amino acids.